Molecule: messenger RNA, 1268 nt
Organism: Lethenteron reissneri (Far Eastern brook lamprey)
Lineage: Eukaryota; Metazoa; Chordata; Hyperoartia; Petromyzontiformes; Petromyzontidae
Product: zinc finger protein Gfi-1b-like
Biological process (GO): regulation of transcription by RNA polymerase II
Molecular function (GO): RNA polymerase II cis-regulatory region sequence-specific DNA binding; DNA-binding transcription factor activity, RNA polymerase II-specific
Source: RefSeq, a predicted model, not a curated record
AGGAGAGGGCAGUAGAGAGAGAGAGGGGAGAGAGCGGGGAAAACGGGCCGUGGGGGUCAGAGAUGCCGAGGUCAUUUCUGGUGAAGAUGCGGAGGAGGCACGCGCAAGGAAGCGGACACUACUACCGACACAGAGAGCCCUGCGUCACCAGAGGGGACCUUCCUUCGCCCGACACGUGUGCAGCCAGCAAGGGGAACCAAGAGGGAUCGCCGGAGGAAAGCAAACGGGACCCCUUCCUGGACCCCGGGGUCCCUCCAUCCCCAGAGACUCCGUUCCGCUCCAAGUCCCCAAAACGGGAUCCUGAAUCGGGGGUCCCGGACCCCACCGUGCACCGCCCGGGAGAGACAUGGGCGAUCCUGGGCCGGGAGCAUGGUCAUGGAGACACCACGUGGAAAGGGCGAGGCCCGGAAGACGCAAGGCUCACCAUGCCGUGCGAAGACCCUCUCCGCUACGCCGGUCUCACUCUACCCCUGGUGCCAGUCGGGGUACCCUGGUCGCCGAGGGGGGCUCACGUGGGACCCCCGCACGGGGUCCCAGACUUUCUCGGCCGCCCCUCCCCGGGGCUGAACGUUGUCCAGGGCCCCUUCGGGGGCGGCCUCCACGCUGCCGCCGUGGCUGCCACCGCGGCGUCGGUGCAGAACUUGUUCCAGGCUCGCGUCCAUCCGGAGAACUGCGUCUACAAGUGCCUCAAGUGCCAUAAGGUGUUCUCCACCCCACAUGGCCUCGAGGUGCACGUGCGGCGGUUGCACAGCGGCUCGCGGCCGUUCGCCUGCGAGGUCUGCGCCAAAAGCUUCGGCCACGCGGUCAGCCUGGAGCAACACCGCGCGGUGCACUACCAGGAGCGAAGCUUCGACUGCGGCAUCUGCGGGAAGACGUUCAAGCGCUCGUCCACGCUGUCCACCCACCUGCUCAUCCACUCGGACACGAGGCCCUACCCCUGCGCCUACUGCGGCAAGCGCUUCCACCAGAAGUCCGACAUGAAGAAGCACACGUUCAUACACACAGGCGAGAAGCCCCACAAGUGCUCCGUGUGCGCCAAGGCGUUCAGCCAGAGCUCCAACCUCAUCACGCACUCGCGCAAGCACACGGGCUUCAAGCCCUUCACUUGCGACCUGUGUGGCCGCGGCUUCCAGCGCAAGGUGGACCUGCGCCACCACCGCGACACGCAGCACCGCGCCGCGCCGCCACCACCACCGCCUCUGCUCGACAACUGCACGCGGCUGCCCGAAGUCCCCGGCGAGAGAGAAGGGAAGGCUCACACCCUGUGA